Molecule: messenger RNA, 6037 nt
Organism: Exophiala mesophila
Lineage: Eukaryota; Fungi; Ascomycota; Eurotiomycetes; Chaetothyriales; Herpotrichiellaceae
Exons: 1
Coding region: 4289-5983 (564 amino acids)
Biological process (GO): nucleobase transport; transmembrane transport
Cellular component (GO): plasma membrane
Molecular function (GO): nucleobase transmembrane transporter activity
Source: RefSeq, a predicted model, not a curated record
CGUCUGCGUCUGCGUCUUCACCUGCGCAGUCUCUUCUACACUCUACUCCUACACCAAAACACUCUUCAACACAGGAAACAUCUGACCAAAUGUUGAUUCUACAAGAAGUACACCUGAAAAUGGAUAUAGGUGGCGUCCCAAAACCCCUCCCAUGCAACUUCCUAACCAGACCAGAUCCUCUUCUCAUGCUGAAUCACUCAGUCACUGUGGUGCAGUAGUAGCAGCUGUACCAGCAUACUCUGCAAUCACACUCUUGGGCUCGACAUAUGUCCCAACCGGUCGGUACUCAAUAUCGUAUCCAAAUGCCUUAGGUCCACCAUAUUCCAGGCCUCUUGGUGUGUCUGUCCAGCGUGGCGAGCAUGCAAUGGCCAAUACAGUCACCAUCAAUCCGUAUCGAUACUCUGGCACACCCAGAGCCAGACCUGACUGCGUAUCCAGAACAGAUAUAAGGUCAGGCACAGUGGCAAUGUAUGAUUCGGAUCCGUCCUCGGCCACAUGUUUGGCAUAGAUGUUCUCGUUCUUGAACGGGAUUUUCAACACUCCACCUUCAGCAACUGCCGCUACCUCAUGUCGAUUCUCUUCUUCAUCGGCUUGCACCUGUUUGAUGGUGAUCUCACCAUAUGAAUGUCCCUUGAACAGUCUUCGUUCGACUGCUACAAUCUUUCCUCGGAACAGAAUCUUCGCCGUUGUGGGGCCACCUACGGCAUCAAUAAUCUGUUCCGCCACCGUGUGGAUGGUACUCUCUUGUUGUGCCCGUGCCACUGACCGGCCUAUUCUCCAGGCCAAGGACACCGUAUUCAGCACGCCAUAUUCUCUCACCCGUUUUGUCGUCGUUGGUUUCGCAGCCAUGCCGACCCGGGAACCCAUUUCUGAGCAGGAUGCACGCAAGGCCCGGUCCACAAUCUCAUCGUUGGGUGAUUUGAUCAUGACGAUCGACUUGCCGUCUCCAGAUGCGAUGGCACAUGGUGUAAGCUGUCCAGGCUCAUACACCGCCAACGUGGUCUGCCAGUAAGUUGGAUAUGCUCGUCCUAUCAGCUGUCAGCAUGUUCUCUCCUCAAGCGACUGUGCCGAGAUUUGGACGAUUACGUACCCAUCCAAUCCCCAUCAAUGACAGGUCGAUCAAAUCCCUGGGAGGAUCCGAUAAGCAGAGGCUCUAGUCCAUUCGCGCCACCAAUUUCAAGACCCAUGAUCGCAUCGAAGGACUCGUGGCCGAGGUAUUCCAUCAAAUCUGCCACAGCAUGGAGACAUUCGGAAGAAUUGAGUCUCUCUAUCGAGACUGCAGGUGAUCCCAUCAUCCCAGCCCCUGAAAUGUUGUUAGCAUGACCCAAUGCACAAGAGCAUAUUUAGACUCACAGUAUAUGAGGGCUGUUUCGGGAAGAGAAGAACUGUCAAUAACCCUGACGGUGCGCCCAUUCCGGAUCUGGUCGCGAAGCUUCAGGUAUUCAGCUUUCGGUGAACCCCCUCCAGCGCAACCUAGAAUAUAGCAACCGUCUCGUAUCCAUUGGAUGUCGGUUUCGGAGACAACCCAUUCAUUUCUGCCCAAGGCUGCGUUGUUUACAAUCUGUGGCCGAUAUGUGUCGAAAUUGAACCGUUCGAGGCUCUUUGGCGCCGAAACUGAUUCUGGUUUGGCUGAGUUGUCCCUGUCGUCCCACAUACUUUCUUCCUCUGCAUCGGCAAGAUUUUUGCUGCUUGAGAUAUAGUCGAUUGAGAGAUCGCCGACGGCCUUAACGAUUACUCGAAUUUGUCCGGCUACAUAGGGAAUUGGUAAUGUCUCAACAUCGACGACCGUGACCGUAUCAGCAUCCGCGCCAGCAUCGACGGCUUUGGCGAUUGCCUGUUCUUUAGCAUGUUCUAGGGCCUCGGACAAAGUCAUAUCUUGUGUGACAUAAAUGGUGUCGACAGUUCCACAGACUCUCGCAAUUGCUGCGCCGACGGCAUUGGCCACAGCGUGGAACUUUGGGACAAUGACUUCUGACACACCCUCCAACUCGAGAGGACAGACAAUGGAACCUCCUCCAACCAAUAGAACAGGCAACGGCGCUGGCGUCAAUUUUAGACGGUCAAUGACGUUCUCUAGCAUCCGCUUGAUCUUCAGUUGAGUUCGUCGAAUGAGAUCAGUGUCGAGAUCCUUGACUCGCGAAGAGUCACCGAUGUCUUGACCUGCAGCGACCGCAAUAUCCGUGGUUGUGAGUUCGUCGCCACCAAACACCCUCGCUCGCGAGGUGAGCUGGUAUCCAACGGAAUCUGGACCAACUGACACAUCAGAGCCGUGCCGUCGAACGAUGGAACCACCUCCCAAACCAAUUGAAGCGAGAUGAGGCAUAGGGAAGUUCAUUGUCACCCCUGCAACAUCCACAUACGCACUGGCUGCUCUCGGAAAGCCGGAUGGGAGCAGAACACCACAGUCAGUGGUGGUGCCGCCCACGUCAAUGACAAUCGUUGACACGCGUUCCUCGUUUUUGCGCCCAUAGCCAAGUCCAAGAUAUGCAGCACCGCGCAUGGAAUUGGUCGGUCCGGAUGAGAAAGUCUUGAUGGGCAAAGACGCUGCGGAGACUGAGUCGAUCACUGUACCGUCAUUUUGAGAAAUAAAGAGUGGGCAUGAGAGUCCCAGUCUCUUCAUAGCCGCGCGAAAGCCGUGGAUUGUACGUCUGGCGAAGGAGAGAAUGGAUGCAUUGAGAAUUGAUGCAUUUUCUCUUUCCAAGAGACCAAUGUUGGACACUUCAGAAGAGCAGACAAUAUCCACGUGUGGCAAUCGCUCUUGCAUGAUCUUACGAACAAGAAUCUCCUGCUCGAAAUGUUUGUCGAUAGGAGAGAACACUCCAGAAAUCACAACAGCUUUGAGACCCAGUUUUUCGAUUGCAUCACAUUCUUUAAGCACCUGGUCCUUCUGAAUGGGCGCUUCUUCCGAGCCAUCGAUAUGCAGACCUCCAUCAAUAUAACCGCAGUAGCCGUUCAGCAACUGAGUUAGAUCCUCUGGUACAUCUGAAAAAGGUGGAAUGUCCCUGGUGAAGCUCUUGGACAGCCGAAUCACCCCAACUUUGGAAAGACGUCGAGAGUCCCGCUCGAUGACUGCGUUGAGGAAAUGGGUCGUCCCAAUGAUGAGGCACGAGACGUUGGACACGCCGUUGCCAAUUUGACUCAGUACUUUGCCCACCGCAGUCUCGAUCCCGUCGGUCACAUUGGGACUCGUCGUUGGGGUCUUGUGAAAGGCGAGCACCCCUCGGUUAGGCUGAUCCACAGCAUCGAGAUCAAGAAUCACCGCAUCAGUGUUGGUGCCUCCGACAUCGACCCCUAUUCUGAGAGAGUGUUGUGAUCGUAUUGAGCCCAUCUUGAUGAGGAAUCGUCGAGCAACUUGGACAACCUUGGAUCCCGACCAAUACUGGCUACAUCGUACAUAUACCAGAUCUAAAAUUGCCUCUCAGAGAAUAUUCGGUACCCACCACUGACAUGCGUUCGAGGUACGACCGGCUUAGCAAUAACGUGUGGUCAUGUCGUAUCCGCUGGGCAGGCGAUCUGAGCCUCUGGUAUAUUCAGUCAGCUCGUUCAUCGUUUCCAGGGUUGGCCACGUUUACGUACCAGUCACACGUGUCUUCGCCGAAACUAUAAGCCUAUUCUAAAGUCAGUUUUAGACGAUUACUAUUCUCAUUGGUCAUGCUGGUUAUCUACCGGUGCAUUACAGACGCCCCAGCAUUCUCCACAGAUAGGUUCUUUGAAAAAGCUACGGGAGCCAAGCGUGGCGGUAAUUGGAGAAUCCGGCGAGAAAGAUAGGCCUCCGGGGUUCAUGGCAACACUACGAUCUCGUGCUCGGGCAUUUAUUUGCGGGACCCUGGAAUAUCCACACUCUCUGGUCCGAAAGUCGAUACCCAGGUGCCUCGCUUCCGUGGCCUGGAGAUCUUGUUAUACGUAUGCUCGACUUGAUCGAGACGCCUGGGGCCCAAUUCUUCCAGACUUCUAGAUGUUUUCACACCUGCCAUACCGUUCGCACUGUUAUCUAUACUUUAUCCGGCUCCUUGGAUUGAUAGGCUAUUUUGAGCCUAUUCAAGCGCGAUCCAUUUCUAUCCCUAUCAAACGGUGAGACUUACGGGAACGGAUGAUAGCCCUUUCACUCUUCGACGUUGCCCUCCAGUUGUCUGACACGGCCCGAAUUUCUGGUUACUCAAGGGACUGGUACUGGAUAUGCCGUCAGGACUAUAAGACUCAUUCUCCAACCAUAGCAAAGGACCCUCAUCACUCUGGGACUUUCCCAUACUUGCAACCAUUCGUGGCCGACUGAAAAUCAUAACAAACCAUGUCUCUGCGGACGAGGUUCGCAGGCCUCAAACCGGGACGGGUACAUCUUCGACUCCAGGGCGAAUCUUCAGUCUGGAUCAACGAUGACAUCCGUCCUCUUCCUCCUUCUCGUCGCCUAUGGGAUGUGUGGGCGUACCUUUCGUUUUGGGCCAUCAACCAGAUCGCCCUCAGCAACUGGCAACUCGGCGCUUCAUUGAUUGCAGUGGGUUUGUCAGUUUGGCAGACUAUGAUCGCUGUGAUCCUUGGAAAAAUCAUCAUCGCCAUUGUCGCUGUCUGUAACGGAGCCGUAGGCGCCAAUUGGCACAUUGGAUUUCCUGUUCUGUCCCGUGGAAUCUGGGGCGUCUAUGGAGCGUACAUCAUCAUCAUUCAGCGCAUCAUUCUCAGCUUGACUUGGUUCGCCGUCCAGUCCUGGACAGGUGGACUAUGCGUCACGGCAGUGCUGAGCUCCAUCUUCUCGUCCUACCAUAACAUGCACAACACCCUGCCGGAAUCGGCCAGCACCACGACCAAAAACUUCGUCGGUUGGGUAGUCUAUAACAUCAUCACCAUUCCUAUGCUUUGGAUUCCACCAGAAAAGACGCGCAAGCUUCUCUUUUACAUGAAUACCAUCUCAGUCACCACACUGAUCUCGAUGAUGAUCUAUGUUCUCAGCACCGCCAAGGGGGCCGGUCCGCUUCUGUCGGCGCCAGCCACGGCGCAAUCUGGUAGCCAACUCGGCUGGGCCAUUGUUCAAGGUAUCACGACAGUUAUCGGGGGGAUUGCCGUGGGUUUGACCAAUCAAGCAGAUUAUUCGCGUUUCGCACGGAAACCGGGUGAUCAGAUAUUUGGACAAUGGUUCUCGAUUAUUACACUAGGAACAAUUCUUCCACUCUUCGGAUGCCUGACUGGCUCAGCAUCGAUGCAACUUUAUGGUGAAGCGAUCUGGAAUCCGCCAGAUCUGCUGCUACGAUGGCUGGACGAUGAUUACAAUGCGAGAUCGCGUGCGGGCGCAUUCUUUGCCGGUAUUGGAUUGGUGGUCUGUCAGCUGGCCAUCAACACGAUCGACAACGCAUUCUCUGCUGGCAUGGACAUGGCCGGUCUGAUCCCCAAAUACUUCAACAUUCGACGAGGAGCAUACUUUGCACUGGUACUCUCGAUUGCCAUGUGUCCAUGGGAACUGCUCGCGUCGGCAGGAACGUUCAUCAGCGUCAUGGGCGCCUACUCUGUCUUCCUAGGACCCAUGUGCGGGAUCCAGAUUUGCGACUACUUCUUCAUCCGACGCCGACGCAUGAAGUUGUCGGACCUUUACACACCCGCUCCUACAGGAAUCUACUACUACGUACGAGGAGUCAACCCACGCGCCUUCGUCGCCUGGGUCUGCGGUUGGGCGCCACAACUACCCGGCUUCAUUGCCAACGUCAACUCCUCGGUCCAGGUACCAUCAGCCUGCAUGGAGAUGUUCUACCUCGCUUUCCCACUGGGUCUGGCCAUAAGCUUCACCUUGUAUUUCGCGCUCAACAAGGUGUUCCCGCCUCAAGGUCUGGGUCAAUAUGACGAUGUCGAUUACUAUGCCACUUUCAGCGCGCCCGAGGCCGCUAGAUUGGGCGUUGCUUUGAUGGAGGACACUACCGCCGAAGAGUUGGAUAUGGUGAAGGAGAAACAUGGAAUUCCCGUCGAUACUGUAACUCCCAAGUCACAGGAGUCUUCGGAUUAGGUCUUGAUCGUUAGAUUUGCUGGGCGCGACCGUACGUAAUGGCGCAACGGUUUG